UCUAAGACUCUCUACGUACGAUACGAAAGCGCAAGCAGAUCUAUAGAGCAAAUAAUCUGCCAAGUGUGCUUUGACGACCUCAGCUGGAUGUCACAGCCGCAGAGGCAAGCUCACUACGACGAACACUUCUCAGAUGAGCCACAAAGAGGUGCGCCAAUUCGAGUUUCUUCUCUGCAGUCUCGUAAUUCUGUGGAGCAUAAUAGCCUCACGACCUGGUUCACUCCGUAUGUACCCAACAAGGGUGAUCCCUCCACACAGAAUGUCUUUUGGUACCCAGCGAGAUCAGACCCCCCUCCUCGUAAUUUCAGUCCUGGCCUCAUCCCUACCGUCAAGCGUGCCCUGAUCAGCUCACACGAGCGAGGCAAGACGCAACGUGCGUGGCUAUGUCACGAGGACGCUGUGCACAUAAGAAGUGAGGCAUUUGAUAGAUCGUGGGGCUGUGGGUAUUACAGAUAUCGAAACUUCAUGAUGACAUGCGCAUCCUUGAUGUCGCAAGCAAUGCAGCCUACAUACUUCCCCUUGCUGGAUCGUCCAACGCCGCCUGGUGUGCGGAACCUGCAGUCAUCGAUCGAAGAGGCCUGGAAACAUGGGUAUGACCCCGAGGGGGCAGAACAAUUGAAACACAGGCUUGUAGGGACAGGAAAAUAUAUUGGUACUGGAGACCUGUAUGCUGCGUUUACAUAUCGUGGGAUUCCAGCGCAACUAGUGGAUUUUGACUUGCUGUGUGAAUGGUCGUCAGGUGUGCAGCCGCUACUGGACUGGGUCCUACAGCACUUCUCUGCAGGGUAUUCGUCUCCCCGGACUUUGAACGAGGCUCUGCAGAGCACCAACUCGGUGGCCAUUACUGGCAAAAUGCCGUUGAUACUGCAACAUAACGGCCAUUCUCGCACGAUAGUGGGUUGCGAGCGAUGUGUCGACGGCACUAUCAACUUGCUCGUGUUCGAUCCUGCCAAGUCCGUGUUUCACUCCCACUGUCUGUCGGCGUGUACUGAUUGGAAGGUGACGUGUUGCCUCAUGUCUCACAGAAGCAUUCCAAUCGAAAUACGAAAUGCUGGAUUGGUACACCAUGCGUCUUCUCGCGCUAGAGACAAUACGCAACAGCACCAAGAGUAUCACGUGUCUUCACCCAAAGUUUUACACGAGGUUCAGCAUCCUGUCCAGGCCAUCAAGGCGCACAAGCGUAAGGCGGAUGAAACAUCCCGCACCGACACCAGUAAGAGACCUCGUGCGAGCAUCGAUGAGGGAAACGGAAAGCCGAAGGGCCACAGUGACUGCAACUCCGGAGGACAGGAGAGAUCAAAGCCAUUUGAACCUGAUCCAUUCAAAGUACUGAAUAUCGUGCGAUUGGGUGCAAACAAACUGAAGUAUGUACACAUUCACCAAUAUCUGACGCGACACUAA
Postia placenta MAD-698-R-SB12 is the source of this 1401-nucleotide messenger RNA. RefSeq lists its product as hypothetical. Lineage: Eukaryota; Fungi; Basidiomycota; Agaricomycetes; Polyporales; Adustoporiaceae. The record is from RefSeq and is a predicted model, not a curated record. The annotation marks the transcript as partial. The transcript is spliced from 8 exons.